UGUCCUCCUCCUGCGCUGUCAUCACGUGCAGCCUGCGCGCUGCAGGGUCACGUGGCGUGUCCGGCUCAGCCGCAGAGACUCGUCGAGCUGCCGAGGUGCGACUGCCGCCGGUGAGCCUCCACUGCAGCAGGUGGACACCAUGAACUACGUGGGGCAGCUGGCGGGCCAGGUGCUGGUGACAGUAAAGGAGCUGUAUAAGGGGAUCAAUCAGGCCACUCUGUCAGGCUGCAUCGACGUGAUCGUGGUGCGACAGCCUGAUGGGACGUUCCAGUGCUCCCCGUUCCACGUCCGCUUCGGAAAACUGGGAGUGCUGCGAUCCAGGGAGAAAGUGAUUGACAUAGAAAUCAAUGGGGAACCUGUGGAGCUACACAUGAAGCUCGGAGACAACGGAGAGGCCUUUUUUGUCCAGGAGACAGAACAGCACAACGAGAUCGUCCCGGCCCACCUGCUGACUUCACCCAUCCCCACAGAAGAGGCUCUUUUCAGGAGCAGAGAGGCCAGAUGUGCGGGAGCUGUGACAGAGAACAUUCAGCCUCUGAGUCCAGAAGACCCGACCUCUGGAAACCUGCAAACCUGCUCCACCACCACGGCUGUAAAGAAGAGGAAGAGACGCAGGAGGAAGCACAAAGCCGAGCCACGCAAGGAGGAGCAAACUACACCUGCAGGCGGGGAAGUCGAGCUGUGCGAGCUCAGCUCAGAUGAAGAGCAUAACACGUACAACGGACGGACGUCUUCGCUCUCCAUGAUGAAAGACAACAUGGACCACAGGCAACAGUCCCCCCUCACCGCCCUCGAAUGGGACAGCUACCCUUUCUCUGAUGGAGACUGGUCGCCUUGCACUACCAGGGAGAUGUCCGGGCCCACGUCGCCCAAGAGCGACUCUGAGCUGAUGGUGAAGCCUGGACAGAACAUGCUCAGGGCCGAGGCCCACAUGCAGUGGACCUGGGGAGAGUUUCCAGAAUCCACCAGGGUCAAUAAAAAGGACAAAUCCGAGCCAAAGACUUUGACCAUCACUCCCUCUGAGAACACACAUUUCAGGGUGAUCUUGAGCACAGAAGCCAUGGAGGAAGAGUCGAGGGAAGGAGAGAGAAGCACAGAUCCUGUUUGCAGUAUUGUAAAACCAGAGCCCCGGACCAUCAAAGUCGACCUGUGCAGCUGCAAACCACAACCCCCCGAAGCUUCAUCACACAGUGCAAACAUUAUCAAGCCAGAGCCAGACCUUUCAAAUAUAAUCUCUAGCAGGUUUACCUCCGAACCAUGUCCCACUAACUCUGAUCUCGGCACAAAACCCAUGCACAAGAGGUGGACGUCUUCACCGCCCAGCCGCAGGGACAGCGGCUCGGCUGCCAGUGGGAGCGGUAACAUGGCAGGAGACUCCUCGAAACCUACCGACUCCCCCAUCAAGAGGAGAGGUGUGAGGAAGAGGAGUCAACAUCAGGGGCCUGAAGAUAUUUACCUGGAUGACCUGAACGCUCUCGAACCCGAUGUUGUUGCCCGUUACUUCCCAAAAAGUGAGUCUGAGCAGGUUCCUAAACACUGGGUCGAGAUGGGGAGGCGCUCUGGAUCUCAGUCGCCCCAGUCUGUCGGCAGCGCGGCAGCAGACAGCGGCACCGAGUGCCUGUCCGACUCCGUUGGCGACCUCCCUGACGUCACGCUGUCGCUGUGCGGAGGUGUUGGUGAGAACUCGGAGAUCUCUAAAGAUAAAUUCAUGGAGCACAUUAUCACCUACAAUGAAUUUGCAGAGAAUCCAGCAAUAAUCGAUAAUCCCAAUCUGGUGGUUAGAAUCGCAAACAGGUAUUACAACUGGACACUGGCAGCGCCGCUGAUACUUUGUAUGCAGGCUUUUCAGAAGAACUUACCAAAGGCUACAGAGGAGGCCUGGGUGAAGGAGAAAAUGCCCAAAAAGUCUGGACGCUGGUGGUUCUGGAGAAAGAGCAGCGUAAAGCAGUUGUCAUCAGAGGCAAAGUUAGAGAGGCAGGAGUCUCUAACCAGCGAGAGCCCUGCCCUUCACCAGGCCCCAGAAACACAACAGAAAGCAGCAGAGUGGUCCAGCGACGACGAGACUAAAGAGCUGAACGCUGUGGCACCUGCUCUGAAACCUACUGAGCAUGUGCAGACAGAAGGCCCUGCUCCGGCGCCUUGUCACUCCUACAAGAAGUCCCUCCGCCUGUCGUCUGACCAGAUAGCGAGCCUGAAGCUAAGAGACGGGCCUAAUGGUGUCACCUUCAGCAUAACCACUCAGUACCAGGGCACAUGUCGCUGCGAGGGCACCAUCUACCUGUGGAACUGGGACGACAAGGUCAUAAUCUCGGACAUCGACGGCACCAUCACCAAAUCAGAUGUGUUUGGUCAUAUUUUGCCUCAGCUUGGGAAAGACUGGACUCAUCAAGGAAUUGCAAAGCUUUACCACUCCGUGCACGAGAAUGGUUACAAGUUCCUGUACUGUUCGGCCCGAGCGAUCGGCAUGGCUGAUAUGACCCGAGGAUAUCUGCACAGGGUGAACGACAGGGGGACUCUCCUGCCUCAAGGACCCCUCAUGCUCUCCCCCAGCAGCCUCUUCUCUGCCUUCCACAGAGAGGUCAUAGAGAAAAAGCCUGAGAAGUUCAAGAUCGAAUGCCUCACCGACAUCAAGAACCUGUUUUUCCCAAACAUGAGUCCCUUCUAUGCGGCUUUUGGAAACAGAGAGAGCGACGUGUUUGCCUACAAACAAGUGGGCGUGCCUGUGUGUCACAUAUUCACAGUGAAUCCCAAAGGAGAGCUAAUCCUCGAGCAAGCCAAAGGCAAUAAAACAUCAUACAGCCGUCUGAGUGAGCUUGUGGAGCAUGUUUUUCCUUUACGGAGUUCACAACACAACGUCACCUUUAGCUGCCCGGAGUUCAGCUCCUUCUGUUUCUGGAGACAACCCAUCGCUGAAGUGUGUUUGGAGGAGCUGCUUUAACUGUUUAAUUACUUGAAAUCAACGACUGUAUGCACUGGUUUAAUACCGAUAAGUCUUUCUGUAAGGCCACUGAAGUAGUUUGGACACAUUCCACUUCAGUGAAAAAGUUUGGGAUGUUAAUGUAUCCCAUGUAUUCUCAUUUAGGAUCUUCCACUUGCAGAGUUUUUUCUUUGUGUUGUUAAGAGGCGU
Messenger RNA from Larimichthys crocea (large yellow croaker), 3127 nucleotides. RefSeq names its product phosphatidate phosphatase LPIN2. NCBI's taxonomy places the organism in Eukaryota, Metazoa, Chordata, Actinopteri, Sciaenidae. Gene Ontology annotation, cellular component: nucleus; cytosol; endoplasmic reticulum membrane. The transcript is spliced from 20 exons. Gene Ontology annotation, molecular function: phosphatidate phosphatase activity; transcription coactivator activity. Bases 140 to 2938 code for a protein of 932 amino acids. The record is from RefSeq and is a predicted model, not a curated record. Gene Ontology annotation, biological process: cellular response to insulin stimulus; triglyceride biosynthetic process; positive regulation of transcription by RNA polymerase II.